This is a messenger RNA of Leishmania braziliensis MHOM/BR/75/M2904, 1929 nucleotides long. RefSeq lists its product as hypothetical. Gene Ontology annotation, molecular function: protein binding. The coding region runs from base 1 to 1929 and encodes 642 amino acids. Lineage: Eukaryota; Euglenozoa; Kinetoplastea; Trypanosomatida; Trypanosomatidae. The record is from RefSeq and is a predicted model, not a curated record. The transcript has a single exon.
AUGGAGUCCGUAGAGGCAGUGGAGCUCUUCUCGGAGAACAGCGCACGCUAUCGCUACCGCGUGCCGGUGAGCGUGAUUCGCGAGCUACAAUACGAGGGGUCACGCUAUAGCGCUGAGUUCAAUGUAGGCGGGUGGUUCUGGCGUUUCCACAUUCAAGAGCGAGCCGCCGAGGGCCAGCGCUUCCUGGCGCUGCACCUGCAGAGCUGCACGCCGGGUAUUGUCUCUGUCCACUUUAAGCUCACCGCUGUCUGCAUGCGUGACCCACUGCAGUCGCGCAGCAAGACGUUCAACUGCACCUUCAAGAAGGCUCGAAGUGCGUGGGGACUUCAUCAGUUUAUCGAGAUAGAACAGUUGCUCCACCCAGAGAACGGGUUUGUGUACACUGUGCAGGAGACGGGCACCCGCUGUAUUGACUUCGAGGCGACGCUGCAGGUGGACAGCGGAGGUGGCAGCGGGCGUGCUCCGCCAGUGCGCAGCGCGACCCGCUCUGUCACCCCGACCCGAAGCGUCAUGGGUCCCGGUAUUUUGGGAAUAAAUGGUGGAAGAAUAUCGCCACACCGUGGGCAUGGUGUACGAUCUGUCGGUGGCCGUGGCAGCGGCGCAUCAGUGGGGCUGAACAGUAGGAUGUCCUACUCGCCUGGCCGGGUCGGAGCUGGCGCACUUGUCCCGAUGGAACGCUCUGUGGACCAGCCCGGCGCGGGUGUCGGGGUGGGGCUGCCGGCCGGCUUCUACAACGACCCAAACGGUGGCCCGAUGGUGACUUUAGACAGCGCGUCCACCAUCAAGGGCGGUGGCCGUGGCCAUGGGAGCACCACCGUGCGCGCGCCGCUUACGUACCCCUUUGAGCACCUGGAGGUGCUGUGUGACAUGAGCUUUGACGUCCAGGGCGUCCGCGUCAAGGCCCACCGUUGCGUGAUUGGCGCGCGCAUGCAGCCGUUGCUUCCCGAGCAGAUGCUGCCGUUGCAGGCGGGCUGCAUUGUUGCCAUUGCCGUCCCCCUUGACGUCUUCACAACCUUCCUGCGGUACGUCUACACGGAGGAGUACCCCGAGUCGGGGGUGUUGCCGCCAGAGUCCCUACUGGACUUGUACCUGCUCGCAGCGGCAUGUGAGUUUUACGAUCUCAGCGCGGUCUGUAUUCGCUACGUUCGCCCGCUCCUCACGCCGGAAAACAUCCUCCCCAUUGUGCUGACGCGCUACAACGCCGCGGACGAGGUGCUCACCUCGCUCUACCUGCACGUUCUGCUGGACAACUACGAUGUUCUCAUCCAGGACCGCCAGUUCGAAGAGAUCCCUGGUCAUCUCUUCCGUCGCCUUUCGCUCAUCCUUUACCGCAAGGAGACAGUGCCGAAUGCGCCGAUUCCGUCCAUGAAAAACACGCUGGGGAAGCAGCUUGCGUGGCUGGCGGAGUCAGGCGAGUACAGCGACUACGAGUGGGUAGUAGGCCCGCACCAGUACGCAGUGCACGCCCACCGCUACAUUCUCGCGUGCCGCUCUGUGCUCUUCUCGCAAGCGAUGAACCCGCGUAGCCCUGGACCGCUUCCGUCGUUUGCGACUAACGAGUUCGACUUCUCGCUGCGCAGCUGGCAGAAGUUGUUGUUGGGGAUGUACCGUCGCCACCUCGACACCGAGCGCGACUUCUCGGCCGAGGAUAUCGCAGCUAUCUUUAAGAUGCAGCAGGUGCUGAUCAUGGACGGCCAGCUCAAGCGCGAGGCGGAUGAGGCUCUCACCCACACAAACGCGUUGCGCCUCCUUAUCUAUGCCGUGAAGCAUCAAAUACCGGAGUUGCAUGAGCGCGCAGUCAACUGCUUGGUGAGCAAUUUCAGCGCAAUGGUUCGCAACGACCCACAGGCGUGGGAGCUGAUUAGCGAGCUGCCGCAGGCAGCUGUGGUGUCACUGUUCCGCACGGUGACGGAGCACCAACCACUGUAG